Paramecium sonneborni is the source of this 407-nucleotide messenger RNA. Lineage: Eukaryota; Ciliophora; Oligohymenophorea; Peniculida; Parameciidae. The record is from the annotation of a GenBank genome assembly.
AUGUAAACUAUUUAAGAUAAUUCAUCGACAAUAUUUGCUCCUGUAAUUAAUGAAGCCUAAAUUACAAUAGAUAUGGAUGAUAGAUAAUCAAAGUAAUUUAAUAUUCAUAUAUUACUUUAGAUCUCAAAUUCCAGUGAACUAUCAUGCUAAUAUGAAAAGAGUACCAAUAACAGUUGUAUGUCCUUAAUGUAAACAAUAAGGAACAACUGUUAUUAUACGUGAGGUUGGAGCAGCUACCAUAAUUGUUGGUUAUUUACUGUUUUUAUUAACAACGUAUAGUUAAUUAUUAAUUAUACAGAAUAUUUUGUUUUUGGAUCCCUUGUUGUGUAGAUGAAUGUAAAGAUGCUAUACAUUAAUGUCCAAAUUGUAAGGCUGAAGUAGGAAUAGGUCCCUAUUAAAUUCUUUGA